Acyrthosiphon pisum (pea aphid) is the source of this 1104-nucleotide messenger RNA. RefSeq lists its product as uncharacterized. The record is from RefSeq and is a predicted model, not a curated record. The coding region runs from base 1 to 1104 and encodes 367 amino acids. NCBI's taxonomy places the organism in Eukaryota, Metazoa, Arthropoda, Insecta, Hemiptera, Aphididae. The transcript has 5 exons.
AUGAAAAAGAUGCCAGAUGGAACAUUAAUUGUGAUGCAACCGCAUACCAAUCAUGAGCGUGAAAACAAUGAUAUUCAGUUAGUAGAUGAUCUUAAAAAUAUUUUAAAAAGAAGAGCGGUUUCAGACAGUGUACAAUUGAAGUUAAUUUAUGAUGAAGAGUGCCGAAGACAUCCGUUGGCAGCAAACUUGUAUCCAUGGUCUACUGCCGAAUCACUAAUGCGCUUAGCUCGUAGAUCAUCGAUGCCUCCUUUACCAGACAAUUUAGUGCAACUGGCAAUCAUUUUUGAAAAUGGACAGUUACCAAGGUAUAACUGCUGUGAUGUUUCAAUAUUCAGGAGUUGUGUGCAAGAUAUAGACGGGAAAAACAAUAUGAUAUUUGCAUGCCAAGUAUUAAUCCAGAAUAUUGUUAAUACGAAUAUAGAAGAACUCCAUGUUGAUGGUACAUUCAAGGUCGUUCCAGCUAGAAUGGGAUACCAAAUGUUAUCUAUUCAUGUUAUGAUACAAAAUUAUUCUUUACCAAUAAUAUUUGUAUUAAUGGAAGCAAAAACCAGAAACUCUUACGACACAGUUUUCCAUUAUAUUAAAAAUAAUCUUUUACCGAAUACAUCACCAACUACAAUUGUAACCGAUUACGAAACAGCAUUGAGGGAUGUACUCCAGUCGUAUUUUCCAGGAGUACGGACCUCAGGUUGUUGGUUCCACCAUAAUCAGGCUGUUUUCAAAAAUAUGAAGAGUAGGGGAUAUUAUAGGCUUAUAAAAACUAACGAAAACGCAUUAAAAAGUCUAAAACUUUUAUUCGGAUUACCACUAUUGCCAGCUCAAGAUAUUGAGAGAGGUUUUAGAUUAAUAAAAAUGUUUGCGAUUAACCACGGUGUAGCGAUGGAUGAUUUAUUCAGCUAUUAUGAAAGGUAUUGGUUGCGCCGUGUAGGUGCUCAGAUUAUGUCAGUGUAUGGGCUUCCAAGGAGAACAAAUAACAAUCAUGAGAGCUUCCAUAACCAAUUAAGGUUGAAAUUCUCUGUGACACAUCCUAAUUUAUGGAUAUUCUUAGGUAAAUAUAUCAAUAUUUAUAAAUUAUUGUCAGUAGACGUUAUAAUUGAUGUAUAA